GUUAAUUGAAAAAAUAGGAAUAAAUUUUUUUUUCUCUAUUUUAUUGUUAAAUUUUUAUAGAUGUUAGCUUAUAUAUAGGAUUUUUAUUUUAUUUUAUGAUUAGAAACAUUAUAUUAUCACGUUGAAAAUGAGAUGAAAUUGAAUAAUCUGAAAUUUAGGGUAGAAAUAAAAUAAAAUCAAGUGGUUUGUAGCAUAUAUUUUGAAUAUUUGCAAGUUUGAACAUUUUGGGUAGUCUGUAGUAUAUGGGAGGCGUUGCCGAAUGUUUUUUUUUUAAAUCAAAUUUGAAUAUGUAAUUAUACGUCAAAUUUGUGUAGAUGCGUAGAACAAAAUCAACUACACAUCAUGAGUACAUGAUCGCAGCUAGUUCUUCUAGCAACGAUGAUGAUGUGUCAUUAAGUGUCGACCAAUAAGAGGCACCAGCAUCAACUCACGACGCUGCCUCUUCCAGCGUGGUUCCACAACGUAGAGGCAGUGUCCCUUCAUAUCGGUGUCAAUUCUCCUACAAGUACGAGACACAUUGGAAGGACGACCUUUCAAUGUAAGUUCGUUUUGAAGUUUAUUUUGAUUUGAGUUGGUUUGUGUUUAACAAUUUGUGAACAACUAAUAUUUCAUUAAUUUUAUCGAUUUUCAAGUUCACAAACAUUGAGGUUGCUCGAGUAAUAACAUCGUCAUUUAAAUCGUCGAUAGAAAUUUUAUUGUUUCAACGGAGUCAGGUUUUCAAACAUCCUGAUUGAAAACCUUAUAUCGUUGCAUGAUUUAGAAGAUUUGAGGUUAGUGUUAACUUAAAAUUUUAACUAUUUUUUAUGUUAUAUUGAAAUUAUUGAUUUAUUUUUUAUAAAUUUUUUAUAUACAGAACAAAUUCAAAUGGGAUAGCGCAAAUGAUAAUGUUGCGAGUAGGGAAUGGAAGAAUCAUGUUGCAACCAAGUAAUAUAAAAAACAAUAUGAUAUUUUUUAAAAUAUAUAUAUAUAUAUAUAUUAAAAUCUAAUUUGUCAUUAACUCAUAUAAAAUACAUUUGUAUUAUGUAGGUUGCGUGACUUUUGGUAUGAAAUGUAGAAAAAAGGUAAAAAAUAUGCCAGGGAUAAUGCUCUACCAGGCUAAAAUGACGUGGCAAUUUAGAGAGAUUUAAGGCCACCAUACAUCACGAAGGAUAUAUGGGCGCAAUAUAUUUAACACGUGACGUCCAAGCGAUUCACACGAUGCUCACAGUUCGAUGCCGAGAACCUAAACCGUCAAAUUCACGGUUCGGUUACCACGCACACCGACGACUCUGUUUUGUUCAUUACACAUGUGAAGCGGAUGGCUACGUCUCUUGGAUGUAAGUCGAGCCCAAUGGAGCUGUUUGUUGAGACGCACGUACGGAGUGAAGACCGCCAAAAAGGGGUGCAACAGUUCAUCGAUAACCACGCUCAACACUUUGUGGAGACAUAUAAUAGCUGGUUAAGGGAGAGAUACAGAGAUGAUCCUUCGACCCACUCGGAUUUCAAUCCGGAUUUGUGGAUGGAGGCAAGAUCGUCUGGUAGACCCGAAAAAAAUCGGGUGUACGGACUCUCCAACACUACGGCUGAGAACUUGCGGGUAGUCCAUAGUGUCUCAACCAAUGAGAGCUCCAAUCGGUAUCAAGGACCUAGUCUUAGGAGUUCGUGGCCUUGCAACAACACACGACUCAUCUCAUUGAAAAAUAUGAUCGACUCUCGGCUGAUUAUGAACAACUCUGCCAAAUGAUCAUGGACAUGAGAUCACAGAUGGGUGGUAUGUGUGCGCCCCUUUUUUGGCCGUAUGGUCCUGGGAACGACCAGCCUCCUCCUCCUCAUCCUCCUC
Messenger RNA from Populus trichocarpa (black cottonwood), 1819 nucleotides. RefSeq lists its product as uncharacterized. The record is from RefSeq and is a predicted model, not a curated record. Lineage: Eukaryota; Viridiplantae; Streptophyta; Magnoliopsida; Malpighiales; Salicaceae. The coding region runs from base 1298 to 1723 and encodes 141 amino acids. The transcript has 3 exons.